AUGAGCAGCUACGUACACCCGACACAGGUCUCCAUCGGCGCCGCCCCGCGCAUGGCGGUGCAGGAGAUGCACCCGGAUGCGAAGCGCAAGGGUCGCCGAGUUGUGGCGACGAUGGAGCUGAAGCCCGGAAACGCGAUCUUCGCCGCUUCGCCGGACAUGGCAGUGUUGUACUCGCCUUUUGCACGCCACAUCUGCGCCCGGUGUCUCGUCGCCGACGUUCGCGCGUGCGGGGAGCCGCAGAAGACACAUCACCACCACCACCCACAUCAGCAGCAGCAUGCCACACUUUCCCGACCCCCCAUUGGCGCGUCGUCUUCGCCGUCAUCAUCGUCCUCCUCGACCACCGCAGCCGCCGCCGUCCCGGUGCGCCCCUACUGCUGCCCCAACUGCGACCAGUUCGUGCUCUGCGCACCGUGCGUGGCUCAGCUGCUGCUGGACAGCGGCGUGGAUGUGACGAGUUCCGCCGGCACGGACGCGGUCCAAACGACCGGCCCCCUGCUGCAGCGACGCGGAGAGGGUAAAAGAGGCAGCAGUGUCGUGGAUGAGCGACUCCACCUUCACCCCCUCCUCCGCGCACACGCGAUAUCGUGCGCGUGGUACACCUCCCUCCCCGCCUCCAUCCGCGCACCGGGCAACGAUACUGAUUUUCUACGCUUCUGCCUCGACUACGGCGCGCGUGCGUACCUCGGCGACACGGCCAUGAUGCGUGCACUGGCGACACUCGACACGAACGCGAGCGUGCAGUCGAAGGAGUCGAUGCAGCUGUGUGAAGUUUUCGCGCGUGACCGCGUUGUGGCGACGUUUGGGAAGGAGCCGAAAUCCACCCUCGCCACCGCAGCAUCAGCCAAGCACACGGGGGGUGGUGAUCCUCUUUCGAAUCAGGCUGGCGCGCACGCCUCCGGUGGUAUUCACCGUGGUGGCAACAGUGAUGGCGUCCGCUGCCGCGGCAGUGCAGCUGUGGUUCCUUUUCCUCCACGCUACCCCAUUUCUUGGACAGACCUGCGCGACACUCUCCUGCGCACCCGCUGCAACAGUAUCGGCUUCCCGUACAACACGGAGGAGACAACGGGGUGGUCGCUGCACCAGACGGUGUGCAUGCUGAACCACAGCUGCGUGCCUAAUGCGGCUGUCAUCAUGCUGCACGACUCGGCGGACGCCAUGGCGGCGGCGGCCGCACUGGCAGCGCGCACUGGUGCUUCACACGCCGCACUGCCCGAGGAGCGCACGCAGGAAGCGGCUCGUCGAAAGGCCAGCGAGCGCAUUGCCGCCUUCCGGGCUGUUGCGACUUCCUCGGAGUCGCCGUACUCCACAUCGUACUCGCCGUCGCUGGCCGGCUGGAUCGGGAUCGAAGCGACUCGCCCCAUCGCCGCUGGCGAAGAAAUCACGAUCUCUUACGUGGAUCUCGGCAGCCUUGGUGACGACCUGCAGACGCGCUCGAGACACCUCCUGGAGCAGUACCGCUUCUUGUGCACCUGCGAGCUGUGCAUGCGCCAGCGUUCACAGAGGCGGUGA
Leishmania mexicana MHOM/GT/2001/U1103 is the source of this 1512-nucleotide messenger RNA. RefSeq lists its product as hypothetical. Lineage: Eukaryota; Euglenozoa; Kinetoplastea; Trypanosomatida; Trypanosomatidae. The transcript has a single exon. Bases 1 to 1512 code for a protein of 503 amino acids. The record is from RefSeq and is a predicted model, not a curated record.